AUGACGCUUCGAACGGCUCUUCUCACGGUUGCGAACCUCCUCAUCCCCGUCGCGAUACUGGUUUUUGCGACUGGCUUCUUCCCGUAUAAACCUUUCAUGCCCGGACUAGCGGAGUAUGAAGAGCUUGCAUGGUCUGAGAAGACGGGUGAGGAUUGGCAGAAGCCGCCAGAGGCGCCCUUUGACAAGCUAAUCUUCAUGGUUGUCGAUGCGCUGAGGAGCGACUUCGUAUACGGAGAAGAAAGCGGCAUGACUUUCGUGCAGAGCCUUAUACGAGAUGGCACCGCGCUUCCGUUCACAGCUCACGCUACUUCUCCCACGAUCACCAUGCCCCGCGUAAAAGCCAUAACCACAGGCUCUAUACCCUCCUUCGUAGACGUAAUUCUUAACUUCGCCGAAUCAGACACCACGUCUACUCUCGCGACGCAAGAUACAUGGCUCGCGCAAAUCAAAGCAAAGGACUAUGACAAUGGGAAAGGGAAGCUGGUCAUGUACGGCGACGACACCUGGCUGAAGCUCUUCCCGAACGUGUUUGAGCGCGCCGAUGGGACAAGCAGCUUCUUUGUUUCGGACUUCACAGAGGUUGACAACAAUGUGACGAGACAUGUUCCUAAUGAGUUGCUAAAUAGUGACUGGAAUGCUAUGAUUAUGCAUUAUUUGGGUUUGGAUCAUAUUGGGCACAAGGCUGGUCCCAAGAGCCCGAACAUGGUGCCGAAGCAAAUCGAAAUGGAUGACAUUGUCCGCGACAUCUACACGGCCAUCGAGAACGAAGAUCACCUCUCAAACACCCUUUUCGUACUCUGCGGCGAUCACGGCAUGAACGAUGGUGGUAAUCACGGUGGCUCAUCGCCAGGCGAAACGUCUCCGGCACUUGUCUUUAUGAGUCCGAAGCUCACCAAGGUCACUGAGUCUGCUGAUAGACGGAGUCCGAUCAAACCGAAGAAUGAAGGAGAGUUUAAAUACUACCGCUUGGUUGAGCAGAGCGACAUUGCUCCGACACUGGCGGGUAUGCUUGGGUUCCCUGUUCCACAGAAUAAUCUGGGUGUCUUUUUGAAAGAAUUCCUGGGGUUCUGGGAUAAGCCGUCGGACCGCAUGCAACUUCUCUAUCGCAAUGCUAAGCAGAUGAAGAAGAUUGUCGAGGCCAAGUAUACCAGUCUGCGAUUUGACGAGCAAGUUUUGACAAAAGAUGAGAUGGGAUUUGCAUGCUUCAAGUCUGGGGAAGGCCGCUCGCAUCUGUCAGAUGGUCAAUUGCUAGCAUGUCUCUGGCAAGCGGCGAUGAGUGCGUUCAGCGACGGUUUCCAAGAUCAUAUUUACCAGUUCAUGCACGAAGCCCAGGACACGAUGUCUAGCACAGCUUCGAACUACAAUGUCGCUCGCCUUUUCUUGGGAGCCGGUUUAGCUUUCCUCAUCUGCACCUUGAGCUACUUCACGCUUCCGGCUUUCCGACCUGCCACGCCAGCCGGCAUUUACUAUGGCUUCGCCUUCGUGUUGUACGCCGUACUCAUGUUUGCCUCUUCAUAUGUUGAGGAAGAGCACAAUUUCUGGUAUUGGGCUACGUCUGGUUGGUUCCUUUGCCUUUUCUUCAACAACAUGCGAAAGGAAUGGUACAACAAUUGGAUCUUCCACCCUGCCAUCAUGGCACUAGCCAUACACAGAGUAGUAAGACGAUGGAAUCAAACCGGGCAGAAGUACGCCGGUGCCGAUGAUAUCGUCAACAGCGGGAUCUUCCACGGUAAUGCCUCGGUCAUCCUCUGGAUUUUGAUCGGCGCUACAUACAUGGACGUUACGAUCCGAUUAGCCAGGCAUGUUGCGCGUUCUAUUGCGACAUUCGAUACAGAACAGAAACAUCACAGUGUGGAGAUCGAGUCUACGGAUCAGAAUCGCAUGUUUGGAACGAUUGCUGUACUGCCGCUCUGCGGCACUGCGGUGAUCUUCAAGCUUGCGUUCACAGUCAAAGAUGCACCAGAGCUGACCUACGGCCUUACCGCAAGCUUGGUGGAGAAUGUCGAGACGUUGGAACUUGUCGGUCUUGCGCGUAUGGUGUUUGGAGGGUUACUUCUGAGUGGAACUUGGAUUGCCUUCGCUGAGUGGACAAGAUCGCAGCGGAGGAAGAGACGUGGGAAGCAGGGUAACGGCGAAUUCGCAGUCGCAUUCUUCGACCUAAUGACACUCUUCCUCUUUACACAAACAAAAGCACAAAACAUCCCCCUCUACUUCCUCUUCCGACUACAGUACUUCUUCCUAACUCUUCUCGACCUCACUCCCACAGCCGUAACCCUAACAACCCUCCUCCUAACCCAAACCUCCUUCUUCGCCCUCGGCAACAGCAACUCAAUUUCCUCCAUCGACCUCUCAAACUCCUACAACGGCGUCUCUGGCUACAACGUCCUUGCCGUCGGUCUCCUAGUCUUCCUGUCAAACUGGGCUGGCCCUGUAUACUGGUCUCUAGCUGGUAUCCUCCUCCUAGGUUCUCACGGUCGCACUGAGCGCUACAUUGAUACAAGCGAACUUCAUGUCGCGGACUGGAUAGCUAGGGAAAGGGAGUGGUUGAAUGAGCUUGCGAGGAAGGAGGAGAAGGGGAGAGAGACUAGGAAGGAGAAGAAGGAAUGGGUGGGACAUGUUGCUUUGUUGACAUUCUGGACGGGGGGUAUGCUAGGCGCUGUUAUGCUGGCUUGUACGGUGUUGAGGCAGCAUCUUUUCAUUUGGACCGUAUUUAGCCCCAAGUUUUUAUUUGCCAUGGCUUGGGGGCUUGCGUGGCAUGGUGGGGUUACACUGGGGAUUGGAGGGUUGGUUUGGUGGUUGGGUAGUUGGUAG
Molecule: messenger RNA, 2811 nt
Organism: Alternaria atra
Lineage: Eukaryota; Fungi; Ascomycota; Dothideomycetes; Pleosporales; Pleosporaceae
Exons: 6
Coding region: 1-2811 (936 amino acids)
Biological process (GO): GPI anchor biosynthetic process
Cellular component (GO): endoplasmic reticulum membrane
Source: RefSeq, a predicted model, not a curated record